AUGAUGGAGUUAAAAGCACAAUUAACGGCGGAUGGUUUUGCUGAUAAAACGGUUCUGAAAUGUCCGAAAGGUACUAGGGAUUUUGAUCCGAAGGCAAUGGCAAUCCGCGAUAGUAUUCUGAAUAAAAUAGUGCAAUGCUUUAAAAGACACGGUGCAGAAACGAUUGAUACACCUGUAUUCGAACUAAAGGAUGUUUUACUGGGAAAAUAUGGCGAAGAAGGUGGGAAAUUAAUAUUUGAUCUAGCAGAUCAAGGAGGAGAAGCACUUAGUUUACGUUACGAUCUUACGGUGCCAUUUGCUCGUUAUCUUGCAAUGAAUAAAAUAACAAAUUUGAAAAGAUACCAUAUUGCUAAGGACUUUGAUAUCGCUGGUCAAUAUGAUUUAAUGAUUCCUGAAGCAGAAUGUUUGAGAAUCGUAGACGAAGUAUUGAAUUCAUUGAAAUUAGGCGACUUUGAAAUUAAGGUGAACCACCGUUUAUUGCUUGAGGGCAUGUUUGUUGCCAGUGGUAUUGACUUAUCUUUGUUCAAAACAGUUUGCUCUUCAAUAGAUAAAUUAGAUAAACUACCUUGGGAAAACGUUCGCUAUGAACUUAUUAACGAAAAAUAUAUUGAUUCGGAAGCUGUUGAUAAACUUGAACAGUUUGUGCGUAUGCGAGAAUUGAAUAGAGAAUUAUCAAAUAUGGGCUUACUGGAAAAAUUUCUUAGUUCUAGUGGAAUCAGAGACAAUAAUUCUGCUAAAACUGCUAUUAAUGAGAUGAAAUUAUUGCUGAAUUACUGUGAACUAUUUGGAGCAAACAAAAAUAUUACUAUUGAACCAUCAUUAGCUCGGGGCCUUGAUUAUUAUACAGGCGUAAUAUAUGAAGCUGUAAUCAAAGCAUUCUCUCAUUCUUUAAACGCCUCUCAGAAAGUAUUUGGCAGUGAGGAUGAUGAAAUUAUUACGGUUGGAUCAGUUGCAGCUGGUGGUCGCUAUGAUUAUUUAGUUGGAAUGUUCUAUCCAAAAAAAAAGAAUAUACCAUGUGUAGGUGUAUCGUUUGGUGUUGAACGAUUGUUUAGCAUAAAAGCAAUGAAGGCUCAGGUUGAUGGAGCUUCUAUUCGUACGUCGGAAACCGAAGUUUUUGUUGCAUCAGCUCAAAAGAAUUUAUUAAAAGAUCGUAUGCGAUUAUGCAAACUUUUAUGGGACAAUGAUGUAAAGGCUGAAAUGUCAUAUAAGUCGAACCCAAAAAUGCUUAAUCAGUUGCAAUACUGUGAAGAGCGCAAAAUUCCGUUAGUUAUCAUAAUAGGCGAAUUUGAAUUGGAGAAUGGGAUUGUUAAAAUUCGUGAUGUUAAAACCAGAGAAGAAACAGUAUGUUUUGAAUUUAUUGAAUUUCAAGAAUUGUGCGAUAAAUUUUCACUAUUAUCCACUAAGCUAAAUAAAUCUUCCUUAAUUUCUUGA
Messenger RNA from Dracunculus medinensis (Guinea worm), 1431 nucleotides. The record is from the annotation of a GenBank genome assembly. Lineage: Eukaryota; Metazoa; Nematoda; Chromadorea; Rhabditida; Dracunculidae.